CAUGCUCCGCACACUGGCCCGGGCUGCGGCCCAGCAGCAGGGGGCCCUCUGGGCGCGGGGAUCUGGGAGCCAGGCGGGGAUCCCGACGCACGUGGUGGACCUGCGCAGCGACACGGUUACCAAGCCCGGGCCGGCCAUGAGGCGCGCCAUGGCCGAGGCGGUUGUGGGUGAGGACUACGACUACGGCGAGGACCCCACCGUCCGCGAGCUGCAGGCCACGGCUGUGGAGCUGCUCCGGGUGGAGCGGACCCUCUUUGUGUCCACAAACACCAUGGCCAACCUCAUCUCUGUGAUGUGUCUCUGCCAGCGCCGGGGCUCCCCGCUCCUCCUUGGGCAGGAGUGCCACCUCCACAUCCAGGAGCAGGGCAGGGUGACUCAGAUCGCUGGGGCGUACUCCCACCCCCUCCCAGACCUGCCCCGUGGCACCCUAGACCUGGCUGAGCUGGAGGGGCUGGUCGCACGGAGCCUUGGGAGCCGCUCCCACCCGGUCUGUGAGCUCAUUUGCCUGGAGGACGCCCACAGCAGCUCAGGGGGCCGGGUGCUUCCCAUCGAGUGCCUAUGCCAGGUGCACCUGCUGGUCCGGAGCUAUGGGGUCUGGGUUCACCUGGAUGGGGCCCGGCUGAUGAACGCCGCGGUGGCUCUGGGCGUGCCCCCCGCCCGCAUGGUGGAGCACUGUGAUUCUGUGUCUCUCUGUUUCUCCAAGGGCCUCGGCGCACCAGUGGGGGCCCUGGUUGGGGGACCCAAGGACUUCACUGAAGAAGCCUAGCGCCUCCGGAAAGCCCUGGGAGGGGGGAUGCGCCAGAAGUGGGUGCUGGCUGCAGCUGCCCUGGUGGGACUGACUGACGCUGAGGAAGUGCUGCUGAAGGACCACCAGAACGCACAGAGGUUUGCCAGAGGGCUCCAGGAAGUGGCAUCCCCUGUCUGCUCCGUGGAUCUCACCACCGUGGAGACGAACAUGGUGAAGGUGAGGGUGGGUGGGCGGCCACCCGAGGAGCUGUGCCAGCGCCUGCAGACCGUGAGCGCUGACGAGGCGGCCCAGGGUGGCCACGCGGUGUGCGUGCUGCUGUUCCCCUGGACUGGGUCAGUGCGAGCUGUGUGGCACCGCGACGUCUCUGCACAGGACACUGAGCUGGCGCUGGGAAAGUGGGCGUUCGUGCUGAGGGCCCUGAGGAUGGGGUGACGGACCCUGUGCCCUGGCUGGGAUGGAGGGAGGCGGGGAGUGGAGGUGUCCCCAGGGAGCGGGUGGGAGGAGAGGCAGUAAAACAACACCCCUGUCAUCCGCUGGUCUCCUUGGACCCCUUCACUUCCAUGACACAUGGGGUGAGGCCUUCUACCUGUUCCUCCAGCAAACCUCGUGUGCCCCUGUGUCCGGGACAGGGGCCCAAGCAUGCAGGGAUAGGUGGGACCGCAUGCUGGCUCUCCCAGCACAGCCUAGGAGGCAGCCACAUGGCUCAUGAGAGCAUCUUGGGGACCUGCAGGAGGAAGAAGCGUGAGAGGACACAGAAAUGGACACUGGUAUUGGGUGGCCUAGUGGGGGGCUGUGGCUUUACCUUGCAGUCAUCUAGUCCAUAUUUACCUUUUUAAACAA
Messenger RNA from Kogia breviceps (pygmy sperm whale), 1588 nucleotides. RefSeq lists its product as uncharacterized. The record is from RefSeq and is a predicted model, not a curated record. Gene Ontology annotation, biological process: glycine biosynthetic process; L-threonine catabolic process. Gene Ontology annotation, molecular function: L-allo-threonine aldolase activity. NCBI's taxonomy places the organism in Eukaryota, Metazoa, Chordata, Mammalia, Artiodactyla, Physeteridae. Gene Ontology annotation, cellular component: cytosol.